AUUAACGCCGUUUAAUAAUAAUAUUUUAGGCGGCGUUCCACACAAUGACUGACACACCGAAGACGCCAAGCACUCCUGGCAGCCGGGCCAUGGAAGUUGCCAAAGUGCAGGACCGUGAACUAGCGCAAUUUAAGAUGCCUUUGCCUAGCAGUACGGACGGACGUAAGCAUAAGCCAAAGAUCCUAACGGAGGAGCGCUACAUCGAGGAGAUGUCCAAGAUCAUACAGCGUGACUUUUUCCCCGAUCUGGAACGGCUGCGUGCACAGAACGACUACCUCGAUGCAGAGUCGCGUCGUGACUUCCUGCAAAUGGCUGAAAUACGGGCGCGUUAUAGCUUGGGUCGUGGCUCCGGCGCAAAUAGCAAACGCAACAGUCGCAACAAUGCAAUGUCGCCAGCAACAUUUGAGACGCCGUUAAGCACAGCUAACGCAGGUGCAACUCCGCUUCCAAACACUCCGAACUCCACCACCAGCAGCCAGAAGAGCAGUGUUAGUCAGAGCACGGCCGAAGGUGGUUGCCAGGAUGCCAUUUCGCGUAAAAUGUCGCUGGACAGCUUUCUGCACAACUACACCAGCGAGGAUAAUCAGAGCUUUCAGGAAAUCAUCGAAACAGCUGAGAGGAAACUGCGACAGAAGUACGCAGUUCUUUACAAUCAUGAGCAGCUGUCCACGGAUCAGCUACAGCGAGCCCUGCUGCUGCCCGGCAUUGAGGAGCAGUUCGAUACACCCGAUCCAUUGCGCAAAAUCGAGACCUGGAAGUACACCAACAAGAACUCUGUCAUGUAUGUGCCGGAUGGCGUCGAAAUGUCCGAACAAGAAAAUGUGAAGCACCAGGAUCGCAAACCAACUAUACGACACGAUGCCACAAGACUGCCGACAACGAUCCAGGUGGAAGCAGAAACGAACCCUCCGGAUGCCAAUGCCAAUCAAAAUCCAACUAGCGAGGAGUCAAGCACAAACACGCCCAGAAUUCGAGGCUUUGAUCUGUUGCGCUCGCCGUCGCCGCGACCCGGCAAAGCCUUCUCGCCAAUCAUGACCUGGGGCGAGAUCGAUGGCACGCCCUUUCGUCUGGACGGCGGGGAUACACCGCUACGCCACAUGCCCGGACCCUCGUUUCACAUCAAUGAGAACUCACGUCGGGAGAACAUUGCCAUUGCGCUGGCCGAGAAGGUUAGCGAAAAGAUGCGCAACCAGAAGCAACAGGCUCUCAACACAGCACGUCGUAACAUCGGCUCGCCGUUUGUGCGGUCCAGCAUGGAGCGCUUGGCGAGCAUGUCACCAGCCGCCCGACGCUUGGCCACAGGCAAACUGGGACUACGCAGCACUCACACUCCACUGCUGACGCCUUCGCCCGUGACGCGCAAGCGCAAGGCUCCGAGUGUGGUUCGAACGAUGCCAUCGACGGUCAAUAGCAAACAGACUCCGGCCAAGAGCACGCCCACCGGUGCUGUCACGCCCAUCGACACGGGCUCCACUCUGACAGACGAUCUACUCAAAAUUCCAGCGAAAAGACGCAGCGCUGCAGCCGACUUCUUUUGAAUUGCUUCAAGUUUGUUUC
Molecule: messenger RNA, 1557 nt
Organism: Drosophila arizonae
Lineage: Eukaryota; Metazoa; Arthropoda; Insecta; Diptera; Drosophilidae
Gene: Es2
Product: ess-2 splicing factor homolog
Cellular component (GO): catalytic step 2 spliceosome
Source: RefSeq, a predicted model, not a curated record